UAAUUUCCUUAUUCGGACAUUAAGACAGUAUUUAGUUAUCAAUAUCAAUUCUCUCCUAAACCUCUCUGAAUUUAUUUGCUGUGAUAGUAUAUCUAAGAGUUGUAUGUACAGAAUGUGCCAGAUUUGUAAAGUAAAGACCGUUGAAAUCAGUUUUCAGAGAGUUGAACCCACCACUGUAUUACACUAUUAUCAAUGGCGUACCACACAAGAGAGCAGAGUCAUCAAGGAUAAAUUGAAAAUUGUAAAAGUGACGAAGAAAUUAAGGCUAAAUGCCACUGCUGAAGAAUUGAUCAAUGUUUUUAAUAACGAAACUCCAAAAAUUUUACAACAUUCUUACCGCAUUUAUCACCAGGGUCUCUUUUUGAAAAGAGUAAAAACUGAAAUGGCAGAAGAUGAAAUUUGCUUAAUAAUAGACUUCUCGGAAAACUACAAUUUUAAAUACACUGAUGAAGUUCAAAGUGUCCAUUUCGGAGCUUCAAAGGUCCAAUUAAGUCUUCAUACUGGGGCCUACUAUUAUAAAGAAAACGGGGUAACCAAAUGCCAAACGUUUUGUAGCACUUCUUCUUGUCUUCGACAUGAUCCUUGUGCUAUAUGGGCGCAUAUUUUGCCAAUUUUUUCGAAAAUUACAACUGAACACACACGUGCGAAAGUAAUCCACGUUAUGAGUGACGGACCCACAACCCAAUACCGUAACAAAAAUAAUUUUUAUUUGUUUGCACAUUUUUGUGAAAAGUUGGAGCUCAAAAAUGCAUCCUGGAAUUUUUUUGAGUGUGGUCACGGAAAAAGUGUUGCAGAUGGAGUUGGGGGGCUUGUCAAACGAACUGCUGACCAGAGUGUCGCUCAGGGAACUGAUUGAUGUAUCGUGUAUUGAGCAGUUUCUAGAAAUAAUGAAAGAAAAACUUGAAAGGACAAGCAUCUUUCAAAUUUCUGGAGCGGAAAUAUUAGAAGUCGAGGAAUUACUACAGGAUAAGAAAAUACAACCAUUGCCUAACACCAUGAAGUUGCAUCAAGUUUCCUGGAUCAGUUCGAACAGUGAUACCUUGUAUUUGCGAGAACUGUCGUGUUUUCAGUGUAGGAAUUCCAUUUCCUGUCCGCAUAAUGCUAUUACACCGAGUCAGUAUCAACUGAAAUCUGGCAUGUCCAAAAAAUGUAAUCGUAGCAACCCCGACCUAGAUAAAAUAGAGAUAGGCACCGCAAUUUCUGUAUCUAAGGGUAAUACGACACGGGAAGAAAAUACGGAAGUAAAUGAAAUCAGUGGGAAAUAUAAGAAAGACGAUUGGGUGGCCGUCGUUUUUGAUGAUCAGUGGUAUCCAGGACAGGUGUUAUAUGCUGACGGUAAUAGUCUAGAAAUAAAAUUCAUGACUAGAUCCAAAAGGAAUUUUAUGUGGCCACAAAAAGCAGACGUCCAGAAGAUUCCACAAGAUGGAGUACUUUGCCCUCUGAAAGUUCCUACCAAAUUGUCUUCACGUGUUUUUAAGUUUGAAAACUCUGAUUCAUUGAACUCUCUAAUGGAGUCCCUUGACUAGUUUUACAGUGUUCUAAUGCCUUUUAUAAUGUUUGAGUUUGGUUUUCUUUUUAAUAAAUACCAUGUUUACUUUUUGGUAAUUUUGUUACAUUACCGUCCCUUCAUAAAC
This is a messenger RNA of Photinus pyralis (common eastern firefly), 1634 nucleotides long. RefSeq lists its product as uncharacterized. The transcript has 2 exons. Lineage: Eukaryota; Metazoa; Arthropoda; Insecta; Coleoptera; Lampyridae. The coding region runs from base 747 to 1526 and encodes 259 amino acids. The record is from RefSeq and is a predicted model, not a curated record.